CCGACCCUCAGAUAUGUCCUCGUCAACCGAAACUCUCCCGGCCAGCCAUCCACCCGUCGAUGCUGGCAGUGGCAAAUGCCCUGUAACGGGCCAGGAAUACGAAUUUAUCCCGCCUCAGGAGGGGGAUAUACGUUCCGUCUGCCCUGCAAUCAACGCCAUGGCAAACCACGGAUACAUUCCGCGCGACGGGAAGAACAUCAGUCCGUGGCAGAUGAUCCAUGGGCUCAAGGCGUGCUAUGGACUCUCCUCCCCGCUAGCCAUCUUCCUGACUACCGGCGGGUGGGUGCUCCUCAGGAAGUACCUCCCCGUGCGUAUCAAUCUGUUCGAACUCGGGGCGCACGGGAGAGUCGAGCACGACGCGAGUGUCGUGCACGAGGACUGUCCCCCGGACCAAAAGGAUGCUCCGAUUAAGGUCCAUCCGGAGCUCGUCAACGCCUUUGCCACCCACGUCGUGCAGUCGGCCGCGAUCAAGGUCGGGCGCGGGGUCGAGACGAUGGCAGAGACUGCGGUCGUUGUGACGGGCGACGACAUCGUGCAGACGCGGCUGCGGCGGGAGAAGCUCUCGCCGCCGCUGGACCCGCUGCACGCGGAGAUUGCGCGCGGGGAGAUGGCGAUCAUCCUCGGCGUGUGGGAGCAGACGGUUGAGGGCCGCAAGGGUGUGCCCCUCCCGUGGAUGCGGCGGUGGUUGGGCGAGGAGAGGCUACCGGACGGAUGGAAGCCCGACCAUGUUCAAGGUCUACUCGAUGUGGUGAAGCGUUCGACCGCGAUGAGGAACGAGAUGAAUCGGAUCCGUGAGGAGGAAGCGAAGAACGCCAAGGACCGAUGACGAACGGGCAGACGACUAUUGGACUCCGGAUUUAAUGCGUAUUUUAGCUCACAUACCCUUGUGUAUGACCCGAUAGUAUUAUAGAAGGCUGGGUGGAUGACUUCAUCCAGCGGCAUUCACUGGACCUUGCCGAGAAGCG
Messenger RNA from Mycena citricolor, 965 nucleotides. NCBI's taxonomy places the organism in Eukaryota, Fungi, Basidiomycota, Agaricomycetes, Agaricales, Mycenaceae. The record is from the annotation of a GenBank genome assembly.